Messenger RNA from Paramormyrops kingsleyae, 1589 nucleotides. Lineage: Eukaryota; Metazoa; Chordata; Actinopteri; Osteoglossiformes; Mormyridae. The record is from RefSeq and is a predicted model, not a curated record.
UUUGCGAUUGCUUACACACUAAAAUUAAAACUUUUCCACAAUUACCAAAACCAAACAGUCAAGGAGCAAAACACCAGCCCAGAUCUGCACAACUAUAAGCACAUUAACAGCUUCACACUUUUUGCAAAACAUUACACACAGUGAUUUGCAAAACACUAAACACACUUAUAUACCUUUGACACUGAAAUUGAUCAUAAUGUUACUUCCUUGCAAUAUCAAAGCAAAGGCUUUCAAAUGAACACACCCAUGAACCAAUUAGUUAAACACAGCCACCAGGUGUGCACACACACAGGUGAAUAAUUAUAGACACACCAAUCAGGUUAACAAACACUAUAAAAAGGCAAUAGGUCACUGUCUUCAACAAAAAUGGACGGUGUGAGAGGAAGAAGGAGAGUGCGGGUGAGGGGAGGAAUCCAGAGAGAACAAGGUGGAGGAAGAGGAAGAGGAAGAGCUGGAGGAGUAGGAGGACGUGAACCAAGAAGAAGACAACCAAAUUUGUCAAAUGAAAUUCGUGCUACACUUGUGGACCAUGUAAUAAAUCAUGGACUUACACUUAGAGAGGCUGGACUGAGAGUACAGCCUAACCUAAGCAGGUACACGGUGGCAUCAGUAAUUCGGACAUUUCGUCAAGAGCACAGGAUUGAACGUCGAGAACACCAAGGAGGGAGGGGUUGCAUUUUUACACAGGAGCAGGAGAGAGAGAUCAUAAACCUUGUUUUGGCCAAUAAUGCAAUCAAACUUAGAGAGAUUCAAACCCAUAUUGUCAAUGAUUACACAGUUUUCAAUAAUGUCCAACGAGUCUCUCUGUCAACAAUAGCCCGUAUCCUUAAAAAACAUCAAGUCCAGAUGAAACAACUGUAUAGAGUUCCAUUUGAGAGAAAUGCAGAUAGGGUGAAAGUCCUGCGGCGUGAAUAUGCGGAGAGAGUUUUGCAAAUGGAUGCGGAUGAAGUCCAGCAUGAAUUUAUAUACAUUGAUGAGGCUGGAUUUAACCUAAGUACAGUGAGAAGAAGAGGAAGAAAUAUCAUUGGGCACAGGGCUAUUGUCAAUGUACCAGGGCAACGUGGGGGUAAUAUUACCCUUUGUGCAGCCAUAUCACAGAAUGGGGUCCUCCAUCGUCAUGCCAACUUAGGUCCUUACAACACUGACCUCAUUCUUAUAUUUCUGAACAGAUUACACCACAUUAUCACAGCUGCAAACCAAAGGAACCAGAUGAGAUACAUUGUCGUCUGGGACAAUGUAUCUUUUCAUCGUUCUGCUGAGGUCCAAAACUGGUUUCAGCAAAAACUGGAAUUUACAGUUAUGCACCUUCCACCAUACUCCCCCUUCCUAAACCCCAUUGAGGAGUUCUUCUCAGCAUGGCGGUGGAAGGUGUAUGAUCUCCGGCCGUAUGUCCAGAUGCCGCUCAUCCAAGCUAUGGAGGAAGCCUGUGACGAAAUUGAUGUAACAUCAAUACAGGGAUGGAUACGUCACUCCAGAAGAUUCUUCCCACGUUGCCUUGCUAAUGAUAACAUAGCCUGUGAUGUUGACGAGGCCCUGUGGCCAGACCCAGCUAGGCGAAGAGAUGCAGAUCAUGUUUAGUGUGAUCUUUC